CAUAAGGUAGCAUGGAGUUUGCAUGUGUCACCAUGUCAAUUGAUUAAUCUCACACAAGUAUGAAUCCAAAGCCCAAAUCCCAAAUACCAACACCCCACCAUAAUUGAGCACCUUCACAUGAACAACCAACCCCACAACUCAUCAAAAUCCUCAACCACAGUUCAUCUCCUCUACCCUCAUUUUCCAUUUUACAACAAUUUUAGCAUUGACGCCUACCUCAAACCCAAGCAUGUGGCGACAAAUUGCACCGAAACAAGUCCCCACACCACUAUUUCUAUUAUCUCUGUUUCCUUAACUCACUCUGUUUUUGCUCCAAAUGACUCUGUUUUCCCCAUUAGGCUUCACUUCCAAGCACUAUCCCACCAAUGCUUCCACCCUAAGAAAGCCAAAAACUUCUCAUACCCAAUUGCAAGAAACCCAUUUUCCUAAUAACCAUUUUGAAGCAAAUGCUAUAAGAAUCACCAUCACCAACCAUAUUCUCUCCACACACAUUCUCUCUCUGUCACUCACCCCUGAAUACAUAGAUGACUGAUGCAAAUGUUGCUUCAUUUGAAGCAUUUCUCCAAGGGUGGAUGGUGCGCCAAAGAGACCACCUUAAUGAGCUUAUCUCAGCUCAGCAACACCUUGAGGAGCAUCAAGAUGCUGAGAUAAGACAAUUGAUCAACAGGGUCCUCUGCCACUAUGGUCAAUACUAUGAAGAAAAAUCAAGGAUUGCCCACCAAAAUAUUCUGCUUGUUUUCUCACCUACAUGGUUCAGUUCAUUGGAAAGAACGUUUUUUUGGGUGGGGGGGUUCAAGCCUGGAAUGGCAUUUGAGGUUGUGAACACAGCUCUGGAGGACUUGUCAGAAGAGCAGAGGCAGAGGUUGAGACAGCUCAACAAUGAGACAAAGGUGAAAGAGAGAGCCCUCAAUGAUGAGUUGGCUAAGCUUCAUGAGAGUUUUGCAGCUCCACCGCUUGUAGACAUGGCUAGAAACUAUGGAAGGGUGUGUUUAAGUAGGUCCUUCAUGGCAGAAGAUGAUGCAGUACUACCAAGCUCUUUUAAGGAGACACUGGAGAGACUGGUGACAAAUGCAGAUGCUUUGAGGAGAAACACAGCAUUGAAAGUUGUGCAGAUUCUGAGACCAGCUCAGAUUGUCACAGUCUUGAUUGCUGUGGCUGAGCUUCAGCUCAGGAUCAGGUCUUGGGGUUUGGAUAAAGAUGCUGAAAGUGGAGGCCAGGGUGAAUAAUAAUCAUGGGAAUCUAAAGGCUUUUUAUGUAAGGUGGUUUUCGUUUGUCUU
This is a messenger RNA of Abrus precatorius (Indian licorice), 1277 nucleotides long. RefSeq names its product protein DOG1-like 4. Gene Ontology annotation, molecular function: sequence-specific DNA binding. The record is from RefSeq and is a predicted model, not a curated record. Gene Ontology annotation, biological process: DNA-templated transcription. The transcript has a single exon. The coding region runs from base 525 to 1226 and encodes 233 amino acids. Lineage: Eukaryota; Viridiplantae; Streptophyta; Magnoliopsida; Fabales; Fabaceae.